This is a messenger RNA of Monodelphis domestica (gray short-tailed opossum), 4243 nucleotides long. It is a transcript of the gene SEMA7A, whose product is annotated as semaphorin 7A (JohnMiltonHagen blood group). Gene Ontology annotation, cellular component: external side of plasma membrane; plasma membrane. Gene Ontology annotation, biological process: positive regulation of cell migration; regulation of inflammatory response; semaphorin-plexin signaling pathway. The record is from RefSeq and is a predicted model, not a curated record. Gene Ontology annotation, molecular function: chemorepellent activity; semaphorin receptor binding; integrin binding. NCBI's taxonomy places the organism in Eukaryota, Metazoa, Chordata, Mammalia, Didelphimorphia, Didelphidae.
GAGAGAGGCGGAGCUUUGGGGUGCGCACGGGACCUAGGCGUCCCGGCGCCCCUCCCGCAGCCCGGGUUACCUGGGGUGGGGGGUGGGGGGCGGACCCUGCGGCCUGGCAGGCUCUCCCCCUCCCUGCCCGGGGCAGCGGGCAGCCCGGGGGAGAAGGCGUACCUCGGGAUGGAGCUAGCCCGUCCCUAACUCCGCCCCCAGGCUGGGGGGGGGGGCGGGGGUGGUGUGGCUUUGCUCGCAGAGAGCUGCCUCCAGUCACUCGUUUGUUCGGGUGGCGCUAGCUCUCCAGGCUCCCGGCCCCGCAGCCUCAGCCCACCCGGGCCAUGACACCGCCGCAGCAGUGCCCGACUCGGCGCCCUGCUCCUUGGCCGCGGCUCGCCGCGCUGCGCGCCCCUAGGGCCGGCCGCCUCCAGGACCUCCCUCUCCAGCUCUCGCUGCUGCUGCUGCUUCUCCGAGCCGCUACUCCAGCCGUGGCCGCCGCUGCCGCCGUCCCCGCAGCAGCCUCCGGCAGCCACCCCAAGACUAGCCCCCGCAUCACCGCAGCCUGGAAAGGGCAGGAGAGCUAUAGUUUCCCACAGCCUGAGCCCCACACAGUGCUGUACCACGAGCCGGGCAGUGAUUCUGUCGUGGUGGGAGGACGAGGGAAGCUCUACCAUUUUGAUUUCAUCCAGGGGAGAAAUGCCUCAAUAAAGACGAUGGACAUCAGUCCCAAUAAAGCAUUCUGCCAGAAUCAAUUGGACUGUGAGAACUACAUCACCCUUUUGGAGAAGCAGAGAGAAGGGCUGCUCAUCUGUGGGACUAAUGCUCGCCACCCUAGCUGCUGGAAUUUGAGUAACAGUACCAUCUCUCUGCUGGGGGAAAGACGAGGCUAUGCUCCAUUCACUCCAGAUGAGAAUUCCCUCGUCUUGUUCAGUGAUGACCAGGUCUACUCCACCAUCAGAAAGCAGGAAUACAAUGGCAAGAUCCCAAGGUUCCGGCGCAUUGGAGGAGAGCGGGAAUUAUAUACCAGUGACAUGGUCAUGCAGAACCCGCAGUUCAUUAAGGCCACCAUCAUCCAGCAAGACGAAGCCUACAAUGACAAAAUCUACUAUUUUUUCCGUGAGAACAAUCCUGACAAGAACCCUGAGGCCCCCAUGAACGUCUCCAGGGUGGCCCAACUGUGUAAGGGUGACCAGGGUGGUGUGAGCUCUAUGUCUGCCUCCAAGUGGAACACUUUCCUGAAGGCCAUGCUGGUGUGCAGUGACCCGGCCACCAACAAAAACUUCAACUGGCUGCAGGAUAUCUUCCUGGUCCCUAAUGCCACAGGAGACUGGCGCUCCACAAGGGUUUAUGGUGUCUUCUCCAACCCCUGGAACUAUUCGGCCAUCUGUGUGUACUCCAUUGGUGACAUAGACCGUAUCUUUCGUACAUCCCCUCUCAAAGGCUACAGUGGGACACUCCCCAACCCACGACCGGGCAAGUGCCUCCCUGACCAACAGCUGACACCCACUGAAACAUUCCAGGUGGCUGACAGUCACCCUGAGGUGGCUCAAAGGGUGGAACCCUUUGGGGCCAAGAAAACACCCCUCUUCCAUUCGAAAUAUCACUACAAGAAAGUCCUGGUGCACCAAAUGCAGUCCAGGAAUGGGUCCACCUUUGAUGUUCUCUACCUGGCCACAGACAAAGGAACAAUCCAUAAGGUGGUGGAGUCAGAUCAUGGUGCCUUUAAUAUCAUGGAAAUCCAGCCGUUCCGUCACCAUCCGGCCAUCAUCCAGUCCAUGACCCUGGACAGUACUACGAUGAAACUGUAUGUGAACUCUCAGUGGGAGGUCAGCCAGGUGCCCCUGGACCUAUGCAGCGAGUACCGAGGGGGCUGCCAGGGUUGCCUGAUGGCCCGGGACCCUUACUGCGGCUGGGAUGACACUAAUGGCCAAUGUGUUUCCAUCUAUAAGUAUAAAGGCCCUGUGUUACAGUCUCUGGGUCCCAAUGAGCCACAUACAGAGUGCCCAUCAUCUAAAUUGGAGAAGGGCUCUGGCGAGGCGCAGAGCGUCACUCUGGCUCGGAAUUCCCGCUACUAUCUGACCUGCCCUGUGGAAUCCCACCACGCCACGUACUCUUGGCACCACGGAGACAAGAAGGUGCAUCGCUGUGAGCCUGGCUGGCAGAACUCUGACUGCAUCCUUUUCAUCGAGCGGCUCACCGACGAGCAGUAUGGCCUGUACCGUUGUAAGGCUGAGGAGGGCUCCUACAGUCGCAUCGCCGUUCAGUGGGAGCUCCGCAAGGAAGCCACCGCCGAGCACCUGCUGAUGGGCAAUGAUGCUGGGGGCCUCGAUGCCCCGGUCUGUCUCAGGCUGCUGUUUGCUCUGGUUGUUUUCCUCCUAUUUCAAUAAGGAUCCCUCCCCUCGACCCCCUUCCCAGCACCUCCUCCUUCUCAGGAUGUGGGCCGUCGUGGCUUGCUCCUUCCCUCUUCUGACACUUUUGGGGAGACACCCUUUGCCCCCCACCCCUCCAGGUGCCUCUCACAACUGCUACAGGCCCAAGCCUUGCCUUUACCCCUGGGGGCUAGGGCUAGGGGAGCAAAGAGCUUCUCCCCCACUUUUUUCAGGGGAAUGAACAUUUCUGAGCCAUAGGUCUGCUUGGGAGGCAUGGUGGGGUGGGGGGGAAGGACUUGGGACUUAAGGAGAAGGCCGGUCUUGGGUGCACAUGGGCGCUGGGCUGCCCAAUGAUGGUGGUGGGGGGCACAGGGAGGUGAUGAAUGUAGGGGAUGAGAAAAACCAAUGAAGGAACAAGACUGCAAGGGGGUUACGGAGUGUACCCCAGGACAUUAUCCCUUUAAGAAUGUUUGAAAGAAAGAAAAAAGCAAUUUUUCACUCAAGGGAAGACAUCUUCUGGGGGUCCCAAUGGUGGAAAGUGAGGAAACAUCCACCAGAAGAGAAUGGAGGUGAUGCAGGGAAAAGAGCUGGGGCUGGAGGAGACAAAUAUUCUCCCCUAAGGGCCAAGGGGAAGAGUUUGCCAAAGGUGAAUCUUACUGGGAAACUAUUGACUCUAUGCAUUGACUAUGUAUGGGUGUGGGGUGGGAAGGGAAUGGGCAGAAGGCCCGGCCUUGCCCUACCUCCAGGGUCCUCCUGUGCCCUCGCUGCCAGAGCCCACCUGGGAUCCCUCUUGCUCUUGCCCACAUCUCUGGGCAGACCCUUUACCAAUGGGCCCAGGCAAGCCUACCUAAGGGAGUUGGGGCUGUCCAGAUGUCCUGGGUGGAUCCCUUCCCCUUUGGCUUGGGGAAGGGGAGGACCUUUGAAGCUUGCAUGUUUAUCUAGGGAUGUUUCCUUUCCUGCAGGAAAGGGCUUUAUUUGUAUUUGUUUAGCUUAUUUUAAGUUUGACAAACUUCCGACUGCAUCCAAAUGAAUCUUAACAAUGAUGGGAAGGGUGGGGGUGGGAGUGGGGUACCCGGGGUUGGAAUCCUAGUCCAGAGAUGGCUUAGUUUAGGGGGAGAGGGAGGGAGGGAGAGGGUGGGGACUGAGGGGAGAAGGACUGUCUGCUGGGACCUCCGAGGAGGCCUUGAGGAAGACUUCCAGGGGCCUGAGCUGUCUGAAAGGCUGACCCUUUCUCCCCAGCCUGGGAGAGGGAGGAAUUGGGAUCAGGCUCAAAGAAGCGGAAGACAGUUCCCAACCCCAAGGAGCCACCUGAUGGGAGAAAUCCUUCAGGCCAGCUCUGGAGUCCCCCCAGAAUGGCAGUUCUUGGGAUAGGUAUUCCUCAUGAGUUGGGGGAGUUGGGGGGGGGGGAGAAGAUUGGGGGGGAGGGUAAGAAUGAAGGAAUAUAAUUGGUUCAAAUUUCAUGGUGUUCAUUUUGAAGGGGUUUGGUCCUCAUGGGUAAUGAGGGCCUGGGCCUCUGUUGGCCUUUGGAGUUGAGGGUUGGGGGCCGGAGGGGGAGCAUCCCAUUCUAAUCCCCUCUGGCAUCCCCUCCCCAAGGGCUGUGCUUCCAUCCGGAUUCAUGCCUUCAGCUCAGGUCAUAUAACUUAGGAUAAACUGUGAAUCCCAGAAGGAGCUCAUCCUGGGGCUGUGAAGGCCAGAGCACCCACUCCCCAGGGCUUUGGAGCAGGGGGUCUCAGUGCCCUUGGUCUGUCAUUUCAGUAGCAAGCCCAGGCAACCUUCUUCCUCUGUGCCCCACGGGGCCUGGCCCGGGAAUCUGGCAACCUUGGGUCUGCUAUGUCUCUUCCUGAUGCACUUUAAUAAUGUAACAUAUUACUAAUAAACAAGCUAUUUAUUUA